UUGGUGUGUGUGUGUGUUGGGGGCGAUGCCGCGGUGCGGGUCUCUCCGCUGCUGUCCGGUGGCUGUACUCGCGGCCUCGCUUCUGGCGGUGUUCGCUGUGUAUUUACUCGGCUCCGACCGCGGGGGUUUCUCCAGCGGCAGCCGGAGGGUGGAGGCCGGGCCGGCGGGGCGGGGGCCCGGGGCCGGGGCUGGGGGUCCCGGGGCCGGGGGUUCCGGGGGGGCCGGGGCCGGGGGUCCCGGGGGGGCCGGGGCCGGGGGUCCCGGGGCCGGGCCCGGGGGUCUCCUGUCGGCGGGGCCGAGGCGGCGGAGGGAGUUUCACGCGCUGAUGAUGUUCACCAAAGCCGAGCGGACCCGCGGCCUCCGGGACAAGAUGGCGGUCGCCCUCCGCUCUAUGGCGGCAGUCGCCGAGUUCCGCGACGAUGAGCUGCUGCACCUCCACCUCGUCACCGACCCCCCGAGCACCGCCCUCGCCACCCCCCUCCUCCAGCACUGCCUGCACCGCGCCCGCUUCUCAUACCAGGUCACCUUCCACGAUGUGGAUUCCCUGACUCAUAAGCUCUUCCCCAUCGUUGAAGCCAUGCAGAAGCGCUUCAGUGCUGGCUCCGGCACCUACUACAGUGACUCCAUUUUCUUCCUCUCGGUCGCCAUGCACAGAAUCAUGCCCCCAGAGAUGACUCAGAUUGUGCAGUUGGAUCUGGACGUUAAGUACCGGACGAACAUCAGGAACCUCUUUGAAGAAUUUGACAAGUUUCAGCCAGAGGCUGUGAUAGGGAUAGCCAGAGAACUUCAGCCUGUAUACAGGCACGCGCUGUGGCAGUACCGCAGGGAGAAUCCCGGCACGGUGGUGGGGGAGCCACCGCCCGGCAUCCCUGGUUUUAACAGCGGCGUGGUGCUCCUGGACCUGGGCAGGAUGCGGAGCUCGGCGUUGUACAACAGGCUCCUGGAGCCGGGCAACGUGGAGAAAUUGGCUGAGAAAUACCGCUUCAAGGGCCACUUGGGCGACCAGGACUUCUUCACGGUGGCCGGCAUGGAGCACCCGGGCCUCUUCCACCCCCUGAACUGCACCUGGAACCGGCAGCUCUGCACCUGGUGGAGGGAUCACGGUUACGCCGACGUCUUCGACCUUUACUUCCAAUGCCGCGGAGAAGUGAAUAUUUACCACGGGAACUGCAACACUCCCAUUCCGGAGGAGUGACGUCAAACCUCAGGGAGGGGUGGGGGGUGGGGGGCGGUUGGUGGGUGGGCGCUGACGUCUUAUCAGCGGACGUCUUAUCUGACGUUUUAUCCACCGACGACUCUUUCCUUGCUCUAUUUUUUCCAUGCUGGGGGUAGGGGUGGGUGGGGG
Callorhinchus milii (elephant shark) is the source of this 1345-nucleotide messenger RNA. It is a transcript of the gene xxylt1, whose product is annotated as xyloside xylosyltransferase 1. The transcript is spliced from 4 exons. The coding region runs from base 26 to 1195 and encodes 389 amino acids. Lineage: Eukaryota; Metazoa; Chordata; Chondrichthyes; Chimaeriformes; Callorhinchidae. Gene Ontology annotation, molecular function: UDP-xylosyltransferase activity. The record is from RefSeq and is a predicted model, not a curated record.